CCGCCAGCGGGGGGCGGGGCUUCCGCCGCGGGGCGGAGCUGCAGCUCACGGGGCGGGCGGUGCCGCCGGGUGGGCCCGGCCAUGGAGCUGAGCGCAACGGCCUCGUACCGGGCGGCGGUGCCUCCUCGGGCUGCGUGCGUGUACAGCAGCUGCUACUGCGAGGAGAACGUGUGGAAGCUCUGCGAGUACAUCAGGAGUCAGGAUCGGCACCCUGUGGAGGAUUUCUAUGCUGUUUUCAUAUCCAACGACAGGAGGAUGGUGAGCGGGUUGCGGUCUGAAUGUGCUGGAGGCUGUGAAGCCCUGUCUGGCUGCUCCCCCUCACCCUCACACCACAGCCUUUCAAACACUGCCCAGCACAGGGAUGUGCCCCCUGGCAUUUCAACCCCUGCCUGGCCUGGGAGGACACGGCCCUGCAGCCCUCCAGUAUCACAAUCCUCCGGGGUCAGGUGUGUUUAGGCCUCCGACUGCGAGAUGUGGUU
This is a messenger RNA of Coturnix japonica (Japanese quail), 479 nucleotides long. The record is from RefSeq and is a predicted model, not a curated record. Lineage: Eukaryota; Metazoa; Chordata; Aves; Galliformes; Phasianidae.